Molecule: messenger RNA, 1021 nt
Organism: Brachypodium distachyon (stiff brome)
Lineage: Eukaryota; Viridiplantae; Streptophyta; Magnoliopsida; Poales; Poaceae
Product: 21 kDa protein
Exons: 1
Coding region: 54-710 (218 amino acids)
Biological process (GO): negative regulation of catalytic activity
Molecular function (GO): enzyme inhibitor activity
Source: RefSeq, a predicted model, not a curated record
CAACGCCAAACCCGCACGCCAACAAAGGAAACAAACAGUCGAAGCCUGGAAAGAUGAGGAGAAGCCACCACCUUCUCGUGCUCUGCCUCCUGAUAGCCGCCGCCGCCGCCGCCGCCUCAGCGUCUCAGCUGGCGUCCAAGCCCCGGGCGCCCGCGGUGAGCCCCGCGGCGGCGGCGGACUUCGUGCGCCGGUCGUGCCGCUCGCUGGCGGGCACGGGGUACCCGCGGGACUGCGAGCGGAGCCUGAUGCCGCGGGCGCCCGCCGUGGGCCGCAGCCCGCGCCGCCUGGCCCAGGCGGCCCUCGCCGUGGCCGCCGACCGCGCCCGCGCCUGCUCCGCCUACAUCGGCGUCUCCCCGAAGGGGAAGGGUUCAAAGGGCGGCGGCGCCAUGGGGGACUGCGCGGAGACGGUGCGCGACGCGGCGGGCCUGCUGCGGCAGUCGGCGGCGGAGGUGGGCGCGGGCCGGAUGGGCCGGGCCUCGUCCCCGCGGUUCGCGUGGCGGCUCAGCAACGCCCAGACAUGGGCCAGCGCCGCCCUCACCGACGCCGACACCUGCCUCGACUCCCUCGCCGCCUCCGGCGCCGGCGGAGCCCCCCGCGACGACGUCAGGCGGAGGGUCGUCGCCGUCGCGCAGGCCACCAGCAACGCGCUCGCGCUCGUCAACCGCCUCCAGCCAGCCGCCCCCCACCCACCACCAGCAGUAGCCACCUAAACUCCAUGAUCCAUCCUCCUCACGACAUUGCUGCGGCGGCUGCUAGAUACUACUACUACAGUAUGUACCCAUCGAUUCGAGCCUGUCAGAUCAAUUCCUCGCGACGUACUGCUAGUGAAAGCAAUUCCAUCGAAUUCAUCCUGUUUUUGCCCCUUGUUUCAUUGUUCGUGACUGCGUUCUAUGCAGUAACAACAUUUGCUGAUUUUGACGGUGUAUGGCGGGUGGAUCGAUGAGGAACGUACCAGUACAGAUCGUCUUUAUUGUUAGCCAAUUUGUAGCUCGUCCAGGACCAGAAAGGAAGGAGCCAGCAA